Messenger RNA from Acanthosepion pharaonis, 948 nucleotides. The record is from the annotation of a GenBank genome assembly. NCBI's taxonomy places the organism in Eukaryota, Metazoa, Mollusca, Cephalopoda, Sepiida, Sepiidae.
AUGAAUAAACUAAUACCUACUAAUAAAAUUAUCAACGACGCAUCAAUCAAUAUUAAGCAUUGUUUUUGUUCAUUUCCUUCUUUUUCUUUUGCCAUAAAGAAUUUUUCUUGUGCUUCCUUUCGCUUGGUGUCAAACAUUCAUUUAUUCAUUCAUUCUUUCUUGCAUUUCGCUUUCUUUCUUUCUUUCUUUCUUUUUAACGCGAAGAAAAGUUCGCAGGUACGGUAUAUAAUACAAUCUAUCUAUCUAUCUAUCUAUCUAUCUAUCUAUCUAUCUAUCUAUCUAUCCCUAGCUUUUCAUAUCUAUCUAUCUAUCUAUCUAUCUAUCUAUCUAUCUAUCUAUCUAUCUAUCUAUCUAUCUAUCUGUUCAGUAUUUUUUUUUUUUGUCUUUUCUCCCCUUUUCUUUUCCCAUAAAGAAAUACUGCUUGUGCUUUUUUUCUCUUGGUAUCAUUCUCGCAUAUAUUCUUUCUUUCUUUCGUUGUUUCUUUCUUUCGUUGUUUCUUUCUUUCGUUGUUUCUUCCUUGUUCUUUCUUUCUUUCUUUCCUUUUAUGCUCUUUCUUUCUUUCUUUCAUUCUUUUUAUGUUCUUUCUUUUUUCUCCUUUUUUUCCUUUUAUUUUCUUUCUUUUUUAUGUUCUUUCUUUCUUUCUAUCUUUUUUUCUUUCUUUUUAUGUUCUUUCUUUCUUUCUUUCUUUCUUUUAUGUUCGUUCUUUUUUUCUCUUUUCUUUCCUUUUAUGGUCUUUCUUUCUUUCUUUUUUCUUUCCUUUUAUGUUCUUUCUUUCUUUCUUUCUUUCUUUCUUUCUUUCUUUCUUUCUUUCUUCUCCAUACGUUUCCUUCUUCUAUAUAUUUGCUUUGGUCUGUUUCACCCACUCCCUUAUUGUUCUUCUUCCUCUACAUUUGUUUGCCUCUCUCAUAUCACAUUACCAAUAUCACCGGCCGAAACACGUUGUUGUAA